CAAUGGCAGAUUUAAUUCUGCCGACUGAAAUAAAAAACCUAAUGACGCUUAUUUCGACACUUAAUUGCGCCCUAACUAAUUACUGUAAUUAAUUUCCUGUUUGUAAACAUACCAUUUCAAUGCGCAACCAGAGCGCUGUCGCUGUUGGCGGCGCUGAACAAGUCAACGGCCGAUUCGUGCGGCUGCGAGACAGGGCUAGUCGGGACGGGGAUCGAGAAGAACGCCGCCUUGGCAGCGACGAGUUUCUUCCUCUGAGGACAUCGCGGGCCGCGGAUCCGGACCGGAGAACAAGGAAAACCGUCGCCAGGAACGAUGUGAGUCGGAGCAGCCGGAGAAUCGUGAACGGAACAGAUCGGGAGACGAGAACCGACUGCACGGUGGUUCCUUGCGCUGAUCCGCGAAUCUCUAAGACGAGCGAGCGCGCCGGGCUUCAGGUACCUGAGAUAAGACGCUGGUGCUGCAUCGGCUUGCAGAAAUGUAAUCCUGGAGUGGCGGCCCAUGGCGGAAGACGGCGGCGAAACAGUGAGAUGAAGAUCCGACUGCGAUUAGGGAUGGAGAUAGAAACGAUGGGGGGGAUGAGUAGAGAAGAUGGGUUUAUAAUACGGAUGAGGAAAAUAGUAGGGGGGGCAUUGGCGGGAUAAUGAAGGAGGGAAAGCGGAAAAUGGGGAUGGCGUGGUUUCGUUUCAAAAUAGAAAUAGAGGGAAGCGGCGCGAGAUUCGCAGUUUUUUAAGUUUUCUAGGGUUUGGCCGUUUGGGCUCCUUUUUUUUUGGUACAUUUUUUUUUUCAUAAAUCAAUGAUAUUUUC
Cuscuta campestris is the source of this 804-nucleotide messenger RNA. The record is from the annotation of a GenBank genome assembly. Lineage: Eukaryota; Viridiplantae; Streptophyta; Magnoliopsida; Solanales; Convolvulaceae.